AUGACGCAGCUUUUCGCUUCCAGCCCGUCGUCCAACGUGACGAAUGAGAAACGGGGGAAUUUUCUCGCGUCGAAAAAACACCCCAACGAAUCGAGCCAUCUCCCCACGAGGAUCAAGAAUUUCUUCCGCAUCAACAGCUCCAACAAUUCCUCCCACGGCGGCCACUCCAACAGCAGCGACCGGGAUCGCGAGAGGGACGCCACCGCCGCCAAGACUGAAUCCAAGUCCGCUUUCAGGCAAUCCCGUUUCUUGCCCACCAUUGGUCGUAAUCGCUCGACCACCGUUGCGAGCGAAGGCAACCCUCUCGACGAGGGUGUCUCCCCCAUUGCGACCGCCAAUCCGUAUUUCGUCCACCAGGGUCAGCCGUCCCUGCAGCAUCGCAACGAUGGCGAAGAGGCCUCAUCGCCCCCCGACACCCCCGAGUUGCAGGUAGACGGCGUCUCUGCCGCCGAGCAGGCGACGACCGCCAACAAGGAGGAGUUGGCCCGAAAGCUUCGUCGUGUCGCUUCGGCUCCCAAUGCACAGAACCUCUUCUCCCAAGGACAGUCCGGGGACCGACCCCAGACCGCCGAGCUAGGAAAGGAACCGCUGGUGGAACAGUCCACCGUCGACCCGCAAACAGGCCAUGCGACGGACAACGUUGUGAGUCUGUCGGUUCCCAAGCUCGGUUCCGACGGCAAACUCCCCAGUCCCGGUCAGAUUCGGACCUCCUCGUCCUUCCGCCGGACGUACAGCUCGAAUUCCAUCAAAAUCCGCAACGUCGAAGUGGGGCCGAGUAGCUUUGAUAAGAUCAAAUUGAUCGGCAAGGGCGACGUGGGCAAGGUUUAUCUCGUGCGCGAGAAGAAGUCCAGCCGCUUAUACGCGAUGAAAGUCCUGAGCAAGAAGGAAAUGAUCAAGCGAAACAAGAUCAAGAGAGCCCUGGCCGAACAGGAGAUCCUCGCUACUAGCAAUCACCCGUUCAUCGUCACUCUCUACCAUUCUUUCCAAUCCGAGGAUUACCUCUAUCUGUGCAUGGAGUAUUGCAGCGGCGGCGAAUUUUUCCGAGCACUGCAAACGCGUCCGGGAAAGUGCAUCUCCGAGGACGCGGCCCGGUUCUAUGCCGCCGAAGUGACGGCCGCUCUGGAGUAUCUCCAUCUCAUGGGCUUUAUCUACCGUGACCUGAAGCCGGAGAAUAUCCUGCUUCACCAGUCGGGCCACAUCAUGUUGUCCGAUUUUGAUCUGUCUAAACAAUCCGGACCGGGCGGUGCGCCCGUCAUGAUUCCCGCACGGAGCGGCAACUCUACGACGUCGCUUCCUACCAUUGACACCAAGUCCUGCAUUGCGGAUUUCCGGACAAAUUCCUUUGUCGGGACUGAAGAGUAUAUAGCCCCGGAGGUGAUCAAGGGUUGCGGGCACACCAGUGCCGUGGACUGGUGGACCUUGGGCAUUCUGAUCUACGAAAUGCUCUACGGGACGACGCCCUUCAAGGGCAAGAAUCGCAACGCGACAUUUGGCAACAUCCUCCGGGAUGAAGUACCGUUCCCCGAACACACCGGGGCCCAGCAGAUCUCAAAUCUGUGCAAGUCCCUCAUCCGGAAACUCCUGAUCAAGGACGAGACGAGACGUCUGGGCGCGCGCGCUGGUGCUUCCGAUGUGAAGACCCAUCCCUUCUUCCGGCAAACCCAGUGGGCGCUCAUUCGCCACAUGAAACCGCCCAUGAUCCCCAACCAGGGCGGGGGCACGGACACGGUCAACUUCCGCAACGUCAAGGAAAGCGGGAGCGUCGAUAUCGGCGGGAGCAAGACCAUCAAGAUGAAGGGGGUUCCCAUGGAUUCGACGACCCCGACUGGCGAGGUCGCGGAUCCUUUCGAGGAGUUCAACAGCGUUACUCUGCAUCAUGAUGGAGACCCAUAG
Aspergillus campestris IBT 28561 is the source of this 1893-nucleotide messenger RNA. Its product is annotated as putative serine/threonine protein kinase (Nrc-2). Gene Ontology annotation, molecular function: ATP binding; protein serine/threonine kinase activity. Gene Ontology annotation, biological process: protein phosphorylation. Gene Ontology annotation, cellular component: nucleus; cytoplasm; plasma membrane. The record is from RefSeq and is a predicted model, not a curated record. Bases 1 to 1893 code for a protein of 630 amino acids. NCBI's taxonomy places the organism in Eukaryota, Fungi, Ascomycota, Eurotiomycetes, Eurotiales, Aspergillaceae. The transcript is spliced from 5 exons.